Biomphalaria glabrata is the source of this 7580-nucleotide messenger RNA. RefSeq lists its product as uncharacterized. Gene Ontology annotation, biological process: cell surface receptor protein tyrosine kinase signaling pathway. Bases 456 to 2027 code for a protein of 523 amino acids. The transcript is spliced from 4 exons. The record is from RefSeq and is a predicted model, not a curated record. Lineage: Eukaryota; Metazoa; Mollusca; Gastropoda; Planorbidae. Gene Ontology annotation, cellular component: cytoplasm.
AAAUAAUUAGUGUAUAUGUUCCUGGUCGGUAGUAUUAGAUUUCAAUAGUAAUACGAUACGAAAACUAAACUUACUCUUAUAAUUUAAUCCUGCAUUAAUACAAAUAUAUAUCUAGUCAUAUUGUUUACGUCUAGACUAUCUUAACUUCUGAUCUUAUAAAAUACCAUACUAUACUUUAUUAUACUUUAUAUAGAUCUAGAUUCUAGAUCUAAGUUUAAGUAUAGUAAAGUAUAGUCAUAGUAUAGUAGUGUAUACUUAUAAACUUAUAGUAAAUGAACUAGAUCAAGAUCUAGAAUAAUCUAGACCUACAACAGUCAACAGAGCUACAUUGUCAACACCCAUCUCAACUGUAGUCUACAGGACUCUGAACGUUUUUGAUGUGAGAAUGAUUCAGUGAAAGAGACUUGACUUUGUUUUCUUUUUUUCGAGGAAAUUAUGUACCUUGUUUUGGCAAGAUGGAGGUGUUUGCUGGUCGCAUGACAGUCAAAGUUCCAUCUUUCUUUGGCCAGAGAACCUAUGAAAAUGUUUGGUGUGUGCUUCAUGCCUGUCCUGAACCCAAAUACGUUCGAAUGCACAUAUACAAUGAUGAGAACACGAAACCUAGACCUAGAGAAAUCAUCCUCUUAGAUAAGGCAAAGUGGAAGAAACUAGGCAAUGUAGAGUUGGGCUUUGGGCUUGAGCUGAAGGGCAAUAAAUUGCACACCUUUAAAGUGAACUCCAGGGAGGAUUUAAGGAAGUGGAUUUUGUCUCUGUGCAUUGUCAGCUUUGAUUUGUUUAAGACCAAAAGUGAAGUAGGUGUGGAAGAUACUGGGAAGGUUGACCUAGAUAGUCUCUUAACUCGAGACAGCUCAGCUGUAGAGAUGAAUGUACUUUACGGAAGCUCCUUGAACCCCACCAUGCACUAUUUUUUUGUCGCAAUCAAGCAGGACAGUGACUUUCCUAAGCUCAACAUGUCAGGCCUGUACAAAAUGAUUAUCCAUGAAGAAAAUAUUUAUGUUUGCAACUUGGAUUCUGAUGAUGUGGUUGUGGCGUGGAGCUUAUUUGAAAUAAAAAAGUAUGGCUACAACUCAUGCUUUUUUUACUUGCUGGCUGGUGCCAAGGCUGAAUCUCGGGAAGGAAACUAUGGAGUUUAUACAGCGGUAGGGGAAAAAAUUAAGGACUUGUUAUUAACAGAGGCAAAUAAGUUGCGAGAAAUUUACAAAGAUGAAAUAGCCAGAAAUAUGGCUGAAAUGGGAGCGUCUGCUUCAACAGAUGACGUAAGCAUUGAAAUACACCAAUCAGCAUCUGAAGGGAGUUCUGAUGUUUAUUCCCAAGUAGAUAAGAGCAAAUCCGUUUCUCAAACUCAUCUUGUUGCAUCAGCCAAACAGCAGAGCAGUAAGAGAAAAACGGAGAAAGAGAAAAAAACAAAAGAUGUUAGCAAAAAAGACAAGGAAAAAUCGAAGAACAAAACAAAAGAUGUGAAGGAGGAGAAGCAUUAUGCAGAUCCGUGGGAAAAUAAACCCAAACCUGCAGUUAGUAAAAAACCUGCCAAAGCACCUGGCUUCCAUGUUGAUAAAGAUGUUUAUGCCGAGCCAGACAAAUUAAAGAAGGGCUUAACCAUUACCAAGAGCAGAGAAGUGGUCCACACGGAAAACUAUGAGCCAGCCCCACUGAAAAAGCCAGAGAUCAUUCCUCCUCGGUGGGAACCACAGCAAGAUGACUUGAAUGCAAAUGACACUUAUGCACACAUAAACCGGGCAGCACCCGAACCGGUUUCCCAUGACAAUAUUUAUGGGAUGCAGUCUGCCUCAGCUCCCAUCAAACCAAAGAUAAUCCCUCCAAAGUGGGAGGCCAAAGGAGACGACUCAAAUAAUAAUGAUACCUAUGCCCACAUCACUAGAACAGCAGCCAAAGCGUCUUCUCAUGACAAUAUCUAUGGUCUUGAGUCUGCGUCUGCUCCAAUCAAGCCCCCACAUCUUCCAGAACCGGAUAAUCCAUAUGAAGAUACAGGUCCAUCUACCAGUGCGUAUGAAGCUGUUCAGUAUUAAUAUCACUUGUAAACAAAAAUCAAGGAAACAUUUUAUUCUCACAGCUUACAGCACAACAAAAUAAUUUUUUUUAACAGAGAAAUUUAAAAUAAGAAUAAUUAUUUUUUUGAAAUUUCUUGAAUGUAACAGAAGCAAGAGUUACACUAAUGUUCUUCCAUAGACAUUUUGUUAGAUUUCUAAGUCUUUACCCAUUUCUUAUCUAUCAUUUAAAAAAUUGCUUUUAUAUGGGAAAUUUUUUCAUUAUUGGGAAAAAAAUAUUUUCCUUUUAUAGGGAUGUGAGGAUUUAAGUUUUUUUUACUAUAUGCUACCUUCAUAUACCUGCCUGCACUACAACCUAAUGUUCACAAUUGUUUCAUUUCUGUGAUGUUUAGUGACGCAAGGUCAUUAAAUUUGUUUUUCAGGCUAAAUAAAAUUGAGUAUUAUUUUACAGUAGUUUGCAUGGGCCAUCAGGAUGAGGGUCAAAACUUGAAAUACUUAAAUAGAAAAACAUUACAAACUAUUUUCCCCUUCCAUUGGAAGUCUCAACUAUUUGAUGCAAUUGUAUGUACCAUUACCAUAGCAUAGGUGUGCAAGUUUACUAAAUGAAAGCAAUGCUGCACAUUUUAGAUUUCUGUAUUCACUAAUGCUGUGGUCAUUUUGUUCUUGUUAAAUAAUUGUGGUUCUUUGAAAUUAUUCGGGCUCUUUUACAUUUUUCCUUUUAAAGAGUUUCAUAGUUUUUUGUGUGUAAAUGGCACAAAACAUUCCAGUUUUCACAAUCCUACAACCAUUCCACCUUUACAUUUGCCUUCAGAAUAAUGUUUUCUUUUCAAAACUGUGGAACAAGUAGCGUUAGCCUCUAUAUUUAUAAAUUACUUUAUUGAGAAUUUGUAGUAAUGAACUUAAAACUUCAUUGAUGUAUUGUAUUAGUUGAAAUUUAUGUCUAAAUAUACAUAUACUUAAGAUCAAAUAGUGGCUAGGAUAAAAUUAAUCAUUAUAUUGUAAACUUAUCAAUCUUUAUUUUUUUUGCUAUGAGUUACUUUUUUUUAAAUGAUUACAAUUUUAUUCCUAAAUUUUUUUUUAAUGUACAACAUUAUAUUCUGAAGAUUGUAAUAAUUUUUAUGAUUUUUUAAGGUAAAUUUAUAUGUAUAUUUGAAUUAGAUCAGCUUAAAAUGAUAAAUGUUUGUAAAAAUAACUGAUGGAAAGUAAUUGUCCCUUGCAUAUUACAAUCAUUUUGCAUUUGAUAAUUAUCAGACUAUAACAUUGAAAUUAUUAUUUUUGUUUUACACAGUUUCUUUACUAUAGUUGUAUAAAUACUGGCUGAUUUUCAAAUUGUUCUUCAUAGAAUUAUAUUUUUUUAAAGAUAUAUACAUGUAUAUAUUAUUUUUAAAACUAUGGUAUUACUUAGAGAAGAUAAAUAUUUAUAUAUUAGUGCCUUAUUUAUUCUUUAUUAAUGUUGACAUUAGUCAUACAAAAACAUAUUGAAUGAGUAUUGUACUUAAAUUAUUUUUAAAAAUUUAAAUGAAUAUUUCAAUCAGUAUUGAAUGUAUGAACUAAACUGUAUGGGCAUGCUCAAGUUGAAGAAAGAUUAAAUUCAUUUUGUAUAAACUUUUCCCCCUAUGCUUCUAUGCUGACUGGGUUAUCAUAACUUGGUCACUAAAUCCUAUAACUCUGUCAUCUUUGCUCUUGUCUUACAACUUGGUCGACUUUUAUUGUAUAAUAGCGUAUUCAUAAUCAAGGCAAAAAUCUUUUUGUGUUUCUUCUGAUAUUAUUUGUUUUCAUGAUUUGAUUUUUUUUUUUAAACUAAUAUAUGCAUAUUUUUUUUCCAUGCCAUAAUAUUUUCCGGUAAUUGUAAAUUGUAUAUCUAGAUGUUGAAUCAAAUUUUUUUAUUUUUGUAGACUUAUUUCACCAGUGUUCCUACCAACAAAUGUUUCUGAAUUCUAUAGCAUCAACAUUUUUUCAUACAAAAAAUUUUUUUUUAAAGUAUAUUACAGGGUUAUUAGUAGCAUGCUUAAGAUAAAUUUCCCAUUUGCAAAGAAUAUCAUUACUUCUAAUAAAAAAAAAAUACACACUUGGCCCUUAAUUAUAUUUUUAAAAUAUUAGACUGAAACAUAGUUUGUCUAAAGAAAAUUUGUAUAAAAUAAAAAAAAUGUACAAUAGAUUCUCUAGGCCUAAUCUUUUCUUUGCAGUAGUAAACACUUGAAGUUCACAACACUUGUACAGACUUGGUUCUAAGCAAUUUCGAACUCUUCAUAACGGAUAAAUCCAAAAUCCAUUCUAUUUCUACCCGUGCAUUCUCUAAAUUAUUCCAGUUCAGUACCUACAGCAGGUUCCAAUUAAUGUAGAUGGUGUGUGAAAUAUGGCUAAUUGAAAAUUUCAGGUAGGAUCCCAAUAAUAUGAAUAUAGUUAAUCUGAAAAGUGACAGGUGGUGGCUAACUCAACAAAUCUAUUAUCUGCCUGGUCAAUUAAAAUUAUUUGACCUUAUGUCCAUUUUAAAUGGAUGCUAUCACUAGUGAUGGGAACUAAACUAAAUUUAAACUAAAACUAAGUUUCAAAUAAAAUAAAGUAGUUAAACUAUUAGUUUAUCAUGAAUUUUUAGUUAUAGUUAAUCUGAACUAAAGAAAAUUAAUUAAACUAUACAAACUUUUUCAUAACUCUUUUUUUUUUGGGGGGGGGGGGGGUUGAUCUAGACCUAGCCAUAAUUAUAAGACUGUAUGCCUACGAUUUGAUCUUAUUCUUUUAACACUAGAAAUAUUUAUCUAUAAUAAAAUCAGUAAUAAGGAAAAUGUUUCUUACAUAAAUGUUAAUGCAUAAUAAAAUUGGAUUUAAAAAAAAGAUGUCUAAAUAAAUGUGUGCUUGUAUUUUUGCCUUAUAUUAAAACCUUUAGAAAAGAAAGGCACUUUAAAAAAAAAAUUAUAAUAAAUAACAGAUUUAGAGUUUCACAUUUCUAAUAACCAAAAAAGUAGAAACUAGAUUGUUGGAGUUUUAUGAAAUAUUUGACCUGUGUAACUAUUUUUUGUAAAGUACAUGCUUGACUAACCUUGCCAAUGUGUUAUUUUCUUGUCUUACCACUUGACAAUAAGCAAAUACUAUUGCAUAACACGCAAUGAAAAAAACGCAGGGUAGUCUUGUAGUAUCAUCGACUACACUAGGCCUACAUGUGUAUGUCUACUUGACCAUGUUGUUAAAAUCAGUCAUAUUUACUUUUUGGUCAGGGAGGGUGGAAUGUGAAUUAAGAUAUGUUUUUUUUUCUAGAGUUGGUUAGCUUAAUGCUUUUAGAUCUAUAUAGUCCUAACUGUCAAUUUAGACCUAGAUCUCAAUUAUUAAGUCUAGAGACUGGAAUCUAUUAUACAUUUCGGCUUUAGGUUAAAGCUAUAAAAAAGUGUACUUGACGUUCCUGCAGUUAAUAAAUUAUUUUUUGCCGCAAUUUGAAUUGAUUAAAACCACUAAAUAUUGACCUAAUUAGCUAAUCAAAUUCCCACUAUACACAGAAAUUAAACACCACCAAGCGAAUUAGGAAAAAUUCUAUAUUAACCCAUUCAUAAUAUUGCAUAGAAGCAUUUGGCAAAAUAUGUUUAAUAACAUUUUUUAAUACUGCUAAUUUUUUUCUAGUUAAACUUUUGCCUUAAAUAUUUUUAGUUAAACUAAAAGUUUCUAACGUUUUAGUUAACAUCACUAGCUAUCACUUAUGGAUUAGCUUUUACCCAUAUUAAAUAUGCUGCAGUGCAUUAAUGUUUCUGAGUAUUGAUUUCACCAAUGUAAAUGAAUACGUUGUUGUUUUUUUUUAAGAUCAUAAGAAGGAUUCAUGAAUCAUUAUUUUUUUUUAGAUGAGAAAUAUGUGAUAAAACUUUGUUGUAAUCUUUAUUUUAAUGGACUCGUGAUAACUGAAAAGCCUGUGGGUAUUCAGCUGUUUAGAAAAUAUAUGUGUGUAAUUUAAAAGCCUAAUAAAUGAAACUUAUUUAUGUACCUAUUGAAUUGUUUUUCGGAAAUUUAUUUAGCUUGUUAUUUAUCUAUAUUUUGUUUAUAAUGUUUAAAAAAAAGCUCUUUACAAUCAAACCACAUUAACAUCAACAAGUUAUCUUACCCACUUAGAGAGUCAUUUUCAUUUUUUAAAUAAUUUAUGAAUCUUAAUUUUUUAUUGACUUGUUUGUGAAAUAUUUUGUUUAUAAGUAAGAAAACAAUGAAGUGAAACUUGUAUAUACUAGUAGAUAGAUUCAAAAGUUGUUCUGAUAGGUAGUCAGUAGUAAGUAGAAUUAACUUUUAAAAUGAUUGGGUUGUUCCCAGUAAGAAAUUUCAAGGUAGUGUUAGUAGACUUAGACUGUCUUUAUCUCCUAGAGGUAUAAUAAAAAAGUAGUAGACUGCUAGACUGUCUUUAUCUUUUAUGGGUAUUAAAAAAAAUGUUUUUUUCUUUCCUGUUACAUUAUUCAUUUUGUAUUUUAAAUAUUAUUUUUCUUCAAACUUGACAUAUAGAACUGUCAUUUGAAUUGAAUCAUUUGAAUCAGUUACUUUCUUCCUCAUUGCCAGAAAAUCAAAGUCUUCCAGAAAGUGGUUUGAUUGGUAAACGAAACAAAUAGUUCUAUGUUUUGUUUAUACUGGUGCCUGAAUCUAAGUUUACAAUAUAAGCCUGCUGUGUUUAUUUACCACAAAAAAAAAAUCUUUUUUCUCUUUUUUAAACAACCUUCAACAAGUGUUCAUCAAUUAGUUAAAAUGGAACAGAACACUUUUGGUGCCAACAUUGUAUUUAUGAUUGGAUUUUGUGUAUAUAUAUUUUUAUCUAAGUACUUAGCAGUUUUUAUGUGUUUGUCUUUUCAAAGCAUUUAUAAGUCUUGACCAAUUAUCUCUCUUUGUAAUGUAAAAAAAAUGUUUAGCUUACAGUGUAGUUCAAAGAUUAAAUAAAAAAAAAAGGGAAACAUGUUUUCACCAUCUAGCUGUACUGUUGUAAAUUGUCAACAUUAGUAGUCCAAAGAGUGCUAGCUUGCCUGCUCCACAGAACUUCUAGUACACUACUGGUAGUACACUACUGGUAGUACACUACUGUUAGUACACUACUGUUAGUACACUACUGGUAGUACACUACUGUUAGUACACUACUGGUAUACAAAACUUUCAUUCCAAUUUCAAUUAAUAUCAAGGGACUCAUGUAUGAAAUUAUAAAACAAACAAUAAUUAAAAUAACUUACUUUUUCACUUUUUAUAAAUAGUACUUUUUUUUAAACAUUUGACUAUUUUCAUUUUGAAAUAUUAAUCAAGAUAUCUACACUCAUUAAGACUUUUGGAGCAAUCGUUACCAAAGUAACCUACAUUUUUAAUACACAGCUCCAUUCAAAAUUUUGUUUAUUUCUUAAAGUUGCCCAUAUAGAGUGUAUCUAUCUUGCACUCAUUCUGUUGCUGUACUUUUGCAUGUCCAACUCAAAAGUCUAUGCCAUAUUACGGAAUUCAUGCCACGCAAUAUCUCAUGGAAACUUGAAGGUCAAGCCAACAAAAGACAUCCUUCAAUUGAACAUGAACCUCAUAUUAUUUUUGUAUGUAACUUAUUUUGUUGUUACUCAAAAAAAUUAAAACUGCUAGAAUAUAAAA